AUGCCGCACAUUAUCGCAGUAAUGCAGCAGAGACUUGAGCACCGAUCAAUUGCAGUCCUGAUUGAAAGUGAUCGUUACCCCCGAUGCCGCUCUGACGCUGGCGUCACAGGCGCUGAUACUGCACUCUUUUCUCGUGGAGAGUGGGAUGGUUCGCUGAUUGUAAAGGGUCUGGAUACUGCCUUUCUUGACUUACCCAGUGCAGCGUGCUAUCUCAUCCUCAGACAGAGGGAUGGAUACCCCUAUGCCAUUUGUUAUGGCAGGCCCUGGAUUGAGGUGUACACCUCGCCAGAGCUACGAGUGUGCAAGGUCGGAGUUCCGAGUGACAGUGAUGGUGAUAAAAGUGGGCAGGGGAAAAUGCGUCCUGGUCCAGGCUGUUCCAACUGGAUUGAGGUGCCUACCUCGCCGGUGACGGGCCCAGCAAAGCAGUAUGUAAACCCACAUGCUCUCGACUCUGCCAUCCUGGCAAGGAGUUGUCACAUCAAUCAGAUGCUCAUUCAAGCUGGAUCCCUGGCCCUGGUCAAGUGCUGCCACUUGUGGCCUUUUGGGAUUGUAAGUGCAUUUAUGAGUGUCCUGAGAUUCCACAUCGAUCACUGCCUCCUCCCCAAGGACCCUUUUCUCCAAGAGCAUGUGAUUAGUUUGGCUAAGUGGACCAUGGGCCAUAGUGCAGCGUCUAAGCGGCGCCAGAGGCGACGCCCUGGGAAGCGAGAGCGACAAGCUGCUACGGAGCCGAGUGCUACAGAGAAUGCAGUGGCUCCCCCCGAGGCAGAUGUGGAGGGGACUGACGAUGCGGACGUUACUGGAGAUGUAGUUGGCUCUAACACCGGCGACGUCGUGAAUGAGUGGGAAGCCUCCACCAAUGGCGAAACCCACCCUUCUACCUCGAGUAGCUCUGGCUUGGCAGGUCUUCCGUUGACGCACGUGCCAUGUAGGACUGACCAUGGACCCAGGAUGGAUGAUGAUGACGACCUGCGGUACCGAGAUGUACCUGCUGGGGGAGUGGAUGCAGAAGCCGUGACUGAUCCUCCCUCUAGUGGGAGCAAUCGUGUCGCUGAGGGUACUGCUACGUUGGUUGACGAUGCCGAUGUAAUUUCAUCCAGCAGCGAAGAGCUACAGACCCAUGAUAAGAAACGCCGGCGUCCACCCACGCCGCCUCGGCCCAGAGCGCUGCAGACACAGGCCCAUACAGAUGAGGAGCUAAUUCCAGAUGACUAUGCAGGCUACCCCGGACAAGGCCCUGAUGAGCCACGACUGGCCUAUCUGCGGCGAUGCUUGCGAGAGGCGCUCUUGGAAAGCACGCACUCGUCGACCGACUGGGCGAAGAGCCUAUAUGGAAAGAUGCUGCAGAGUGCAUGUGCGCAGCGACCCUUCUUCCUUGCCAUGCUUGCGGUGGCCUUGGACAGUUCGGAGUGCUGCAGCGCGCUGCCUAGCCGCCAAGCUUUCCACUGCCCAACGCAGAAGAAGAGGCAAUUGCGACUGACGGUGCAAGCCCUGGCCAUUCAAGAAACUCACUGGAGCUUCACCAGUGAAUGGAAAGGCCUGGCUUCCCACGCCGAGCAAGAAACAUGUGCCACGUGGGCAGCGGACACCACGCCCAUCGCAUCAAUUGAUACAUCAGGCCAGUUGCAGCCAGAGGACGAGAGGAACCAUUUCGUCCCUCUUUACGGGAUGGAGACAGGCGCGCUCAUGUCGCAGGAUGGUGAACUGAAGGCCAUCACUGACUACUUCAGAGGCGUGGCUCUUAGCUUAGACAUCAACAAAGCUUUUGAUCUGAUUCUGGACAUGUACUCAGAUGUCACCAAACGAACUCCGGUGCUCACGGCUCUGCCAAAGCCUCUGCUUGGAACAGGCACGGAGGGGAGCCUCAUGGGGGCACUACUGGGCUCCACCGGUACUGGCCAAGAAGGGGAUCAACGGCAGGCAAAGUGGCAGAAGGACCAGUCCAAGGGCCAGAACGGCAAAGGGAGGGGGAUGAUGAACGGCCGGCAGAAGCGCCCGUUUCAGAACGGCCAGCAGGGCGGAGGGACAGGGACAUCCUCCAGUGGCUUGGUGCUGUCCCCAGACACCAUUCAGAUGCUCAUCAAGCUCCUGCUCCGCCACGAAGAUCAAUUGGCGACGUUCCGUUUGUCAACGGCGUGGGUGUUCUUCCUGUCAGCGGAGAAGCCGGUGGAGAUCAUCGAGACGCUCUUCGUGACGGCCACACAGUGGAAGAGUCAGAAGCUCAACGACCCCGGCUCGCUGAGCAAUCCGAUGCGAGUCAUCUUGUUUCAGGCUACGUGGAAAAUGCUCCACACGAGAACGGAGAACAUCCGCACGAAGGAGGACGCCAGGCAGCAGGCCAUCGAAAUGGGCCUCUACGACGAGUUCAAGGGAUUCCCGUACCAAACUUGGAAUGCAAAGGAAAAGAAAGCCCAGAUCGACGAGAGCAAGGACCCGCUGCCGCUGGACAAGGUGCUCGAGCUGACAGCGGAGCUCAUGAAGCUGGCGGUGGGCAACGGAGUGGUCACCAGAUAUCACUGCACACGCCCCCUGACGGAAGACAUGAAGGGCAAGAUGACAACAUGGCUGAUGGAGGUGGGGCUGCGCGACAGCCGUUGCAACCGCAUCUGGGAGAUCCUAGCCGUGUUGAAGGGCAACGCCUCGUUGAAGCUGAUCGGCGGAGCCAUUCGCGAGGAGCGCCUCCAGAGAACUCCGCUCGCACAGACGCUUGCCCAGCACCUGAUGAGGCAGCCCGCAGACAACUAA
Messenger RNA from Symbiodinium necroappetens, 2742 nucleotides. NCBI's taxonomy places the organism in Eukaryota, Dinophyceae, Suessiales, Symbiodiniaceae. The record is from the annotation of a GenBank genome assembly.